Messenger RNA from Biomphalaria glabrata, 1032 nucleotides. RefSeq names its product golgin subfamily A member 6-like protein 1. Lineage: Eukaryota; Metazoa; Mollusca; Gastropoda; Planorbidae. The transcript has a single exon. The record is from RefSeq and is a predicted model, not a curated record. The coding region runs from base 1 to 1032 and encodes 343 amino acids.
AUGCUUUGGGAACAGAGUGGUGCACUAAGGGAACAGGAAGGUGUACUUUGGGAACAGAGUGGUGCACUACGAGAACAGGAAGGUGUACUUUGGGGACAGAGUGGUGCACUACGAGAACAGGAAGGUGUACUUUGGGGACAGAGUGGUGCACUAAGGGAACAGGAAGGUGUGCUUUGGGGACAGAGUGGUGCACUACUGGAACAGGAAAGUGUGCUAGGGGAACAGGAAGUUAUGCUACAGAAAGCGGAAGGUGUGCUAUGGGCUAUGGAAACAGGAAGGUGUGCUAUGGGCUAUGGAAACAGGAAGGUGUGCUACAGAAAGCGGAAGGUGUGCUAUGGGCUAUGGAAACAGGAAGGUGUGCUACAGAAAGCGGAAGGUGUGCUAUGGGCUAUGGAAACAGGAAGGUGUGCUAUGGGCUAUGGAAACAGGAAGGUGUGCUACAGAAAGCGGAAGGUGUGCUAUGGGCUAUGGAAACAGGAAGGUGUGCUAUGGGCUAUGGAAACAGGAAGUUAUGCUACAGAAAGCGGAAGGUGUGCUAUGGGCUAUGGAAACAGGAAGAUGUGCUACAUACAGCGGAAGGUGUGCUUCAGACAGCGGAAGGUGUGCUAUGGGCUAUGGGAACAGGAAGGUGUGCUACAGGAACAGGAAGGUGUGCUACAGACAGCGGAAGGUGUGCUAUGGGCUAUGGAAACAGGAAGGUGUGCUAUGGGCUACGGAAACAAGAAGAUGUGCUACAGAAAGCGGAAGGUGUGCUAUGGGCUAUGGAAACAAGAAGAUGUGCUACAGAAAGCGGAAGGUGUGCUAUGGGCUAUGGGAACAGGAAGGUGUGCUACAGGAACAGGAAGGUGUGCUACAGACAGCGGAAGGUGUGCUAUGGGCUAUGGGAACAGGAAGGUGUGCUACAGGAACAGGAAGGUGUGCUACAGACAGCGGAAGGUGUGCUAUGGGCUAUGGGAACAGGAAGGUGACACGCUUGUGUUAAAUUGGUUUCAGAGUGAAUUUAAAAAAAAAUUAACACAGGAAACUAAAUAA